UGGGCCAGCAAAAUGGAGUUUCUCAGGCCGUACGUCUCUAGUAGACAAGUAGCCGCGAAAGCAUCAUGCGAGAGGCCCAGCAACGAUGUGGACACCAUGCUGGAGAGUUUCGUCGAGAACGUCGCCGAGGAAGAGGUCGCUUCGGCGAUGCACGAAGUCGCUAAGGAAAAGACGCUACUCUUGAAGAAAAAUAUUCAGUGCAUGGACCCCGGUGGCUCGGAAGUCGUCCAGCAAAACACGUUAAAACCGUUCGCCGAAUCGUUGGAUGCGGUUGAUCUGCUGUUUCUAAGCUACGCCCAGACCUUGAAGACGUUCGUGCCGCGGCGACAGGCUGAAAUCAAACUUCAAAUCGCGCAGAUUAUGAGCAACGCCGAAGUCGCCCAGCUAGAGGAGGGAGCCUCGGUGAAGUUCUCCAUUUAGACGUAACUCGUCGGCAACAAGUGUACAUAUGUAAAUACAU
Messenger RNA from Orussus abietinus, 460 nucleotides. RefSeq lists its product as uncharacterized. The transcript has 2 exons. The record is from RefSeq and is a predicted model, not a curated record. Lineage: Eukaryota; Metazoa; Arthropoda; Insecta; Hymenoptera; Orussidae. The coding region runs from base 13 to 420 and encodes 135 amino acids.